Messenger RNA from Brassica rapa (field mustard), 2084 nucleotides. RefSeq names its product choline/ethanolaminephosphotransferase 2. Gene Ontology annotation, cellular component: membrane. Lineage: Eukaryota; Viridiplantae; Streptophyta; Magnoliopsida; Brassicales; Brassicaceae. Gene Ontology annotation, molecular function: phosphotransferase activity, for other substituted phosphate groups. Gene Ontology annotation, biological process: phospholipid biosynthetic process. The record is from RefSeq and is a predicted model, not a curated record.
UGGAUACGUAAUUAAAAGAAAAUCAUAAAAAUUUCCACUCAUGUUCUCAUAUAUUUGAUUUGGUAUUUAUAAGAUUCGACAAAAAUAGUGGUCACAAAAAACUGAUAAAAACUUCUUAAACCUAAUUUAUAUAUUCUUAAUUUAUAAAAACAUAGGACUAGUGAAACAAAACCUUUUUAUUUUAUUUUUCCGAACAAGUUAACCUCCAAAUAAAAAUAUAUUUAAUAAUCUAUACUGUAAAUUUUAUAACGGGCCUUAAUGAAAAAAGUAUCAUAUAAGAUUCUUUUCUUAGUAAAAAAAAGAAUAAAUUUAAAAAAGAAGGGAAUUAAAUAUAGAAAAUAAAUAAUUAAAAAAAAGAAGGUUAGAGAUACGCAAAGCCCUCCUCCUCCUCUUCCUCUUGCCACUCUCGUCCCGCUUUGCCUCUUUUAGAACUCACAAGAGAGAGAUAGAUAGAGAGAGAGAAGAUGUGUUCAAAAAAAAAAAAAAAAAGAUAGAGAGAGAGAAGAAAAAGAAGAGAGACUCAUAUUCUCUCAUAAGCAUAUAGGCACAACAAAAAACUCUCUCUCUCUCUCCCUCUUUCUCUUUCUGCACAUUCUCAGAUUCUGUCUCCUCUUCGUCGUAAUUUGUAACACUUCUCCAUCGCCCCCAAGCGUCGCAGGUUUGAGGUUAUAGGAAGAUGGGAUACAUAGGAGCACAUGGGGUAGCAGCUCUGCAUAGACACAAAUACAGUGGUGUGGAUCACUCUUAUCUUGCCAAAUACGUUCUCCAACCUUUUUGGAAUCGUUUUGUCAAAAUCUUCCCUCUCUGGAUGCCACCCAACAUGAUAACACUGACAGGGUUCAUGUUUCUCAUCAUAUCUGCGCUCUUAGGCUAUGUAUACUCACCUCAGUUGGAUUCUCCUCCUCCUCGAUGGGUUCACUUGGCACAUGGACUUCUUCUCUUUUUGUAUCAGACAUUUGAUGCGGUUGAUGGGAAACAAGCACGAAGAACAAACUCCAGUAGCCCACUCGGAGAGCUCUUUGAUCACGGUUGUGAUGCACUUGCUUGUGCGUUUGAAACAAUGGCAUAUGGGAGUACUGCCAUGUGUGGAAGAGAUACGUUCUGGUUCUGGAUUAUAUCAGCUAUUCCAUUUAUUGGAUCUACAUGGGAAACCUAUUUUACCAAUAUACUGACUCUCCCGGUAGUCAAUGGUCCUACAGAAGGUCUUGCACUUAUUUACUGUGGUCACUUCUUCACAGCCAUUGUUGGUGCUGAAUGGUGGGCUCAGCAGUUUGGAGAGUCAAUCCCCUUGUUUAGUUGGGUGCCCUUCUUGAGCGAGAUUACAACAUCAAGAGUAGUACUAAUAACGAUGGUUGCUUUUGCUGUUAUACCAACACUUGCAUUCAGCGUGUCGAAUGUAUACAAAGUUAUACAGCCAAGAAAAGGAAGCAUGUUUGUAGCAUUAUCUAUGCUGUUUCCAUUCGUUGGGUUACUUGCAGGAGUUUUGAUUUGGGACUAUUUGUCUCCAACUGAUCUCAUAAGAAACUACCCUCACUUAGUUGUACUGGGAACUGGUCUUGCAUUUGGAUUCAUUGUGGGAAGAAUAAUUCUAGCUCACAUAUGUGAUGAACCAAAAGGAUUAAAAACAAACAUGUGCAUGUCACUGCUUUACCUUCCCUUUGCACUAGCAAAUGCUCUAACCGCUAGACUCAACAACGGGGUUGCUCUUGUGGAUGAGUUUUGGGUGCUUCUUGGUUAUUGUAUAUUCACAAUGGCACUAUACAUGCAUUUUGCAACCUCAGUCAUUCAUGAAAUCACUACUGCACUUGGAAUCUACUGCUUCAGGAUUACACGUAAAGAAGCUUGAAGGAAGCUUAAGGGAGGAUAAUGCGAAUCCCAACACGAAUCUUAAUAUUAUUUUUUUCACUGAAAUUAAACGACUGAUCGAUAUAUUUUUGGAUGAAUAGCCUUUAAUGUUUUUAUUUUGUUUGGUCGAAAUAGGUAAUUCAUGUAGAACUAUUUUUGUAACGUUUCUACGAAAAAGAAUGAUUUUUCGUGAUUAUUUAUUUAUGAAUUUGGUUAUAUUGAUUACAUUUUUGAGGUCU